CGCACGUCCCUACUAAAUGUAGUCAUCCAUAGGAGCGAGCAGAAUCAGUGUGAAUGUAGAGAAUUCAUUGAAGUGAGUGGCUUCAAAUUGUAUGGCGUUUCUUCCAUCACCUCCAAUGGCAGUUGCGUUUUGUGUUAAGCUCGGUAUUCUGUUGGGGCUGCUGUUCGGACAGGCUCAGUCAGCUCGGUUAUACACUGAAGAGGAUCCAGUGGUCAUACUGAGCAGCGACAGCCUGAAGCAGACCGUGCUCAACUCCUCCAGCGCCUGGCUGCUUCAGUUCUACUCGUCGUGGUGCGGCCACUGUAUCCAGUACUCGCCUACAUGGAAAGCACUGGCUGGCGACGUGAAGGACUGGUCACAGGCCAUUCGUAUAGGAGUUCUGGAUUGUGCUCAUGAGAAGAACUUCGACAUCUGUAAGGAGUUUGGAAUCCACUUCUACCCCACCUUCAGGUAUUUUAAGGCACAUGACACCACAAAUGAUUUUGGGAAGACAUAUCGUGGGGCUGACAGAGAGCUUCAGACAGUGAGGCAGUUGAUGGUGAACUUCCUCCAAAACCACACAAAACAUGACUGGCCUGUGGGCUGCCCUCCCCUUGACCCUGCCAGGUCUGAGGACAUCCUGUCCUUAAUGGGGAAGAAAACGGAGUUCUAUACUGCAGUUAUAGUUGAGGACAAAGACUCUUAUAUAGGAAGAGAGGUAAUUUUGGACCUAAUGCCAUAUGAGGGUUUGGCAGUGAAGAGAGCUCUGAGCUCAGACAAACUUCUAAUGGAGAAACUAGGGAUAAGCUCAGUUCCCUCAGCGUACCUCUUCUAUCCCAAUGGCACGCACACUGUCAUGAAUGUGUACUCAGAAGAGGCUACGCUCUUCUCUUCCUUUCUCAAACUCCUCCCUGGAGUACAUAGGAAACAGACCAACUCGGCCCUGCAGCGUCCUCAGCCUGGGAAUAAUGGACAGGGAACCCAGGUGGAGUGGAAAGAGUUUGAAAAGUCUAAGGUAUAUAUGGCAGAUCUGGAAUCUGGCUUACACUAUCUACUAAGGGUUGAACUGGCCACCCACAAGACCUUAGAAGGAGAAGAACUAAAAACUUUCAAGGACUUUGUAACGGUUGUCGCCAAGCUAUUUCCAGGUCGCCAAUCUGUGGUGAAACUCCUCGAGACGUUGCUAGAAUGGCUAGUCAGUUUACCUUUGGAGAAGAUCCCCUAUGAUGCUAUCCUGGACUUAGUUAAUAACAAGAUGAGGAUCUCAGGGCUGUACCUGAGUGAGCAAGUGCAGUGGGUUGGAUGCCAGGGUAGUAGUGUGGCACUAAGAGGAUAUCCCUGCUCCCUCUGGACUCUGUUUCACGUUCUGACUGUGCAAGCUGCCAACCGACCUGAUGCUCUAGCCAACACUGGGUUUGAGGAUGAUCCCUUGGCUGUGCUUCAAACCAUGCGUCGCUACAUUGGGACCUUCUUUGGUUGCCAGGAGUGUGGGAAGCAUUUUGAGGAAAUGGCUCAGGAGUCUCUGAACCAGGUCAAGUCUGUUGAUCAAGCAGUACUGUGGCUGUGGAGAAAACACAACCAGGUUAAUGCAAGACUGACAGGUUCAAUGAGCGAGGACCCUAUGUUUCCUAAGACUCAGUGGCCGACUCCUGAUCUCUGUCCCACAUGCCACGAGGAGCAAGAAGGCCUUCAUGUCUGGAACGAACAGAUGGUACUCGCCUUCCUCAAACAACACUACGGUGCCUCAAACAUCUCCCCAAAAUACUCCAGCAACAGCCCCGACAGACCCAAAACCAUAACCAAACCCAACAGCAACGUUCACCUCAACCAAAACCUAAAGCCAUCUCCCGACAGCGCUCCUAAACACCAGAAGAGGACUGACACCAAUGGUGCGGGAGAGAAGCACAACGGUGUCCAGAUAGAAGCUAGGCCAGGGAUGACGUUCCUGGGUCUGGGAUUCUCCAGCGUGGACAUGAGUCUCUGCGUGCUCCUCUACGCCCUGUCCUGCGUCUUCCUCAUGUUCAUGUUUUUCUUCUUCCGCUUUCGCUCAAAGAGAUGGAAAGCCAGAAACUACCGGCCUUACGUAUAGCAGCUGGAAAACUAUGGAUAAGGUGAAUGUAAUAUAUGAAACCCCUGCCAAGUGUUGAAGGAGACUUUUAAUUUAUUUGAUUACUUUUGUUUCCGUUUUUGUUGUUUUUAUGAAGUGUUUUGUAAUGAAGAACUUGUCUAAUGACUGAUGAAAGUUUAACUCGUUAUCAGGCCUAGUUGUGUGAACAAGCACCUGUUAGCGAGGAUUUCUCAACCCUAAACAAACAGAGAGAUUGAUUUAACAGGAGAAACUAUUUUAUUAUAGUAAAAGUAACAACCUAGGUCAAAGUAUAUUUUUAUGAAUAUUCUACAUUAUUUAUAGAGAUUUUUAUUGAAAUAAUAUAUCCUAAGUUUCUCACAGGGUAUAUAUCGCUCUCUAUGAAAGUCACUUUGUCCCCAUAUUUCUGUUUGAUGGUCCAAAAAACACUUGGGAAUGUGAUUUAUUCUGUCGCUCAAGGUCGCUAGCGGAGAAGCCAGUGACACGUAACACACUGCCUGUCAAUGACCAGAUGUGGAAAACCCUUGGUUUUGUUACUCUCAUGGUCCAUUGAAAUAUGCUAUUUGAACUGUUUUUUUUUUUUGUUUUUUUUUAAGUCUGCAUGUGAAGUCACAAAAAGAGCUACAGUGGUGCAUUAAUUUUAAACAUAAUUUCUGUUGUUUUUUUUUAACCUUGUCAAAUUGCUUCAUAAUUGGUUGUAUUGGUCCAAUCAGCAGUUAGAGAUUUAUAAUGACUACAAUAAUCUCUUCCAAAAAAAUAAAAAGGUAUCAAAUUUUCAGAUUAGUUUUAGCGCUCGGUUACACUGAGCGCACUUAGUGAGUAAACCUUUAUUCAUAAUCUCUGUUUUGUUUUUAUUAUAGAUUAGAGACUUCUUUUGAACUGGAACUUAUUUCAAUAAUUAAUUUUUUUGUCUAAGUCACUGUAAAAAUAAAUGCAUUCUGUUGUGAAGCUCAUAAAAAACACAACAUAUAUGUUGAACCUUAAGGAAACGAUUAUUACAGUGUACUCAGAGUAGUGCUGUCAAACGAUUAAUCACGAUUAAUCGCAUCCAAAAUAACCGUUUUUGUUUACGUGAUGUGUGUAUACUGUGUAUAAUUAUGUAUAUAUAAAUACACACACAUUCAGGAUAUAUUUUGAAAAUAUAUACAUGUAUAUAUUAGUGCUGUCAAACAAUUAAUCGCGAUUAAUCACAUCCAAAUUAAAAGUUUUUGUUUCCAUAAUAUGUGCAUAUUUAGUACGUAUAUAUAAAUGCACACACAUACAGUAUAUAUUUUGAAAAUUUUUACAUGUAUAUAUUAACAUUCAUAUAAUUGAUAUUAUAUCUAAAUAAGUGUAAUAUAUAAACAAUAUUUUUCUUACAAAUAUACAUGCGUGUUUGUGUGUUUACAUGUAAAUAAUAAAUAUACACGGUGCACACACAUAUUAUGGGAACAAACUUUUAUUUUGGAUGAGAUUAAUCACGAUUAAUCAUUUGACAUCUUUCGGAUAUAUUUAUAUUCAUAUAAUUUAUAUUAUAUAUAUAAAUAUAUUUAUUAUAUAAACAUUACAUUUGUCAUAAAUAUGUACAUAAUAAAUAUACACAGUACACACAUAUAUUAUGUAAACAAAAACUUUUCAAUGUGGAUGCGAUUAAUCGCAAUUAAUCAGUUGACAACUCUGAGGAUUCCUGAUCACACACGGUUAUUGUUCAACGUCUAUAUUACUACAGCAGUAUUUUGAUUCAAAGUUCAGAAUUAAAAAGUGUUGAUAUUGUAAAACUUUCCUUAUCAGCAUUUGAUUUGUGAAUUGAAUUGUAAUGUGUUUUGCUUCUAAUAUUUAUUUCAUGGAGCAGUGUUGAUGUGGACCUGAGGCUAAAUAUUUAUGAAGCAUUUUUAAUAAACUACGGCUUCUGUGUUGUGACAGUGUAUGUGCACAUAAUGGUGGCCUUCUAAGCUGCUCCAAAUGAACGGCUGUAAAUGACAUUGCAUUUAGCUCUUAUUUCCAGUGCUUUAAGAAUUAUAUUUUUAUGUAAAGACUAUUUUGGGGGGUUGUUCUGUAUAUAUGUCAUUUGUUCUUUCAGGCGAGUCGUUGCAUUUUGUAUGAAGAACACUGUACGUUGUCUUUCAAAUAAAAAUGUUUAAUUCC
Messenger RNA from Labeo rohita (rohu), 4189 nucleotides. RefSeq names its product quiescin Q6 sulfhydryl oxidase 2 (gene qsox2). The coding region runs from base 92 to 2068 and encodes 658 amino acids. The transcript has 12 exons. Gene Ontology annotation, cellular component: Golgi membrane. Gene Ontology annotation, molecular function: protein disulfide isomerase activity; flavin-dependent sulfhydryl oxidase activity. Gene Ontology annotation, biological process: protein folding. Lineage: Eukaryota; Metazoa; Chordata; Actinopteri; Cypriniformes; Cyprinidae. The record is from RefSeq and is a predicted model, not a curated record.